Molecule: messenger RNA, 1735 nt
Organism: [Candida] anglica
Lineage: Eukaryota; Fungi; Ascomycota; Pichiomycetes; Serinales; Debaryomycetaceae
Source: the annotation of a GenBank genome assembly
UGAUACUUUUUUUUUUUUCCUUCUUGGAAUUUUAAUACUCUGAUACCCAUAUCUAUUUUUUUUUUCCAUUGAAUUUUAUUCAUUCUUCUCUUAGAUCAUAGGAAGAAGUUCAAUAGAGGAACCCCGGAAUCAAUACUCCAAGUACCCAAGAUUCCAAGUUGAUUUAAUUCAUCUCAACUCUCUCCACAAAAAGUAUAUAUUACCGAAAAAUUAGUGGACACCCAUCUAAGUUGAACUCAGAAACUUUAGAUCUGCCACCUAUUAACCAACACCUAAACAACACGUUCAACAUAGACGAACAGAAACAAGUGAAACAACCAGAUCUCAUUUUGUUUAUAAACUCACCAUGGAAGAUCAUUUAACAUCCCCCGUCAAAAAUAAGGCCACGUCAAGAGUGAUUGAUUCACUCCAUUCCCAGAUUGAUGGUCUUAAAACUGAAUUUGAAACGGUUAAGAUGUCUCAUGACGAGUACAAGAAGAAGUUUGAAAUGCUUUCCAAGAAAAACGACCUGUUUGUAGAUCAAUUGGCCAAUGCCAAGCAUGAGAACGAUAUGGUGAAUGCGUUGUUAAGACGUAAGGAAAGAAGAAUUGUUGACUUGGAAGAUCAAUACAAUGAAUUGUCACUGGACAAUGAAACUGUUCGGUUGAGUUUCAAAAACAUGAAGAUUCGUUGUGAGAACUUACAAGAGAAUUCUGCGUCACUGACCGCUGAGUAUGAACGGUUAAAGAUUGCGUAUGAUGCGUUGAUUGCAUCCCAACAAGAAUAUAAGAGACAUUACUCUCUGGAAAUCAAUACGUUAACCAAUCGCUUCGAUACUUACAAGAAGGAACAAGAAGAGAAAUUGGCCAAACUUUCCGACCAAUUCUGUUCCAACGACAAGGACGUUGAAACUCUUUUGGAUAGUUUGACCAACAAGAAACGUGCCAUGGAAACAUUGUAUGUUAAUAAGAAUAAGCAUGUAUUAGAUCUUUUGGUUAAAUUGAGUAAAGUUGCCAAGUUACAUGGUCAAGAGUCUAAACAAGUUUUAGCUGAAAGUAUAGAAACUGUGGAGUUACUUGUUGCCAAACAUCCUGAUUUGGCAGAAAAGAUCAAGGAACAUGAAAAUGUUGACAUUGAUUUAAGUGAGAUUUUACAAGAACUGAAUGAGAUGGCUAAUUCUUCAUUUGAUGAAGAGGCCACCUUGAUCAACAGUCCUGAGCUUGCCAGUGAGCCAAAGAUGAAGCAACAACAGCAACCUCAACAACAACAACAGCAACAACAAACUCAACCUUCCAACAACCAGGCUAACAGGAGAAGGAAGAACAAGAGAAAUUCCAUGAGAGUGGACUCUAAUAACAGCAACAUGCCUGACUUCAGCCACAUCAACACCCCAACCGGUCAACCACAAUUGAACCUCCCAAAGAGAAACUUCAACAGUGGGCCACAUAAAAGCGGAGGGUUCAAUGAUUCCAGACAACGUACUCCGACGCCACCACCAUCUCAGCAACAACUGAACCCUCAAAGAAGGAACAACAGUAACAACAGCAACAAUGGUGGCCAUAACAACGGUAAUGGUAACAACUCGAACAAUAACUCCAAUAAUAAUAAUAAUGUUAAUGGUAACAAUAACAAUAACAAAUCCAAAAGAAGAUCCAUGUAUGGUGCCAAUAAUAACGCUAACAAUAACGGUGGCUACAAUGGCAACUACAGAGGCAACAGACAAAGUUUUCAUGAACUGCAGCCCGUAAAUUAUUAA